Molecule: messenger RNA, 885 nt
Organism: Linum trigynum
Lineage: Eukaryota; Viridiplantae; Streptophyta; Magnoliopsida; Malpighiales; Linaceae
Source: the annotation of a GenBank genome assembly
AUGCGUGGAUUAGGUUUUGAGUCUUCUUGUUGUUUCUUUGUUGAUGCGGUUGACGCAUCUGGUGGUUUAGUUGUGGCUUGGUCCCCCGAAGUUGAUGCUUCGGUGUUUUUUCAUUCUAAUUUCUGUAUUGGUGUUCGAAUUAAUGAAAUGGAUUUUUCGUAUGUGGUGAUCUAUGUUUACAUUAGUUGCAAUAUCGCAAUUAGAGCCACCCAACUGGGUCAGCUCCAGGAGCUCUGUGAGGGCAUUCAUGUUCCCUAUAUUGUCAUUGGUGAUUUUAACGCGAUUCUGAAUGAGAGUGAAAAGGACGGGGGUACCCAAUGGAACGCUGCGCAUUCUCUUAGCCUGCGUAAUUUUGUGCACAAUAUGGGCCUCCUGGACCCAGGCUUUCAAGGGGAUCAAUUUACUUGGACGAACAAACGAAUGGGGGCGGCUUGUAUCAGGGAAAGACUGGAUAGAGCGCUUUGUUCCCAGACCUGGCUUGACCGUUUUCCUGAUACCCUAGUAAAGCAUUUUACUGAUCAGGGAUCGGAUCACAGAGCUCUCAUUCUCUCUGAUAAGCCUUAUGCCCGAAAUAGUCGGCCCAUGUUCCGGUUUGAUGCUCGAUGGGCGGAUAACCCCGAAGUUAGAGCUAUGGUGGAGUAUGUUUGGCAGGAGGAGGUGCAAGGGACUCCCAUGUUUUGUUUAUGGGAACGUCUCAAGAAGCUGCGCCAUUUAUUAUAUGAUUGGAGUAGAGCGGGGACUACUAAUUCCUUGCGCAAUAUAAGGACUCUGCAGAAUGAGAUUGAGAGGAUUAAACAAGUCCACCCGAUUAAUUGGGAUGAGAUCCGUCAGCUUGAAUUGGAGCUAAAUAGACAAUGGGAGGCCGAGGAAGUUUACUGGCAGUAG